Molecule: messenger RNA, 1854 nt
Organism: Cucurbita pepo subsp. pepo (vegetable marrow)
Lineage: Eukaryota; Viridiplantae; Streptophyta; Magnoliopsida; Cucurbitales; Cucurbitaceae
Product: NAC domain containing protein 50
Biological process (GO): regulation of DNA-templated transcription
Molecular function (GO): DNA binding
Source: RefSeq, a predicted model, not a curated record
GUAAAGAAUCCCUUGUAAUUGAAGGUAUCUUUAUGUAGUUUCUUCAGCACCAAUCAAAGUCUUAUCUUCAACCUUUGGAAACCCUAAUCUCCAUUUCCAGAGCUCGUAGUUCCAAUUCGCAGAACCAGUCGAGAUUCUCGCUAAUGGGUUCGGAAGCCUUGACUUUAUCAACGCCUCUAGCUCCGACGAAGCCCGUCGCUGCAGAGGCAGCUGCACCAACAGCACUAGCUCCGGGGUUCAGGUUUCAUCCGACCGAUGAAGAGCUCGUUAUUUACUACCUUAAGCGGAAGGUCUGUGGAAAAUCCUUCCGUUUCAAUGCUAUUUCCGAGGUCGAUAUCUACAAGAGCGAGCCCUGGGACCUCGCAGGGAAGUCAAGGUUGAAGAGCAGGGACCAAGAGUACUACUUCUUUAGUCUGUUGGACAAGAAAUAUGGAAAUGGGGCUAGGAUGAACAGGGCUACAUGCCAAGGGUACUGGAAAGCCACUGGUAAUGAUCGGCCGGUCCGCCAUGACUCAAGGAUUGUGGGCUUAAAGAAAACAUUAGUGUUCCAUAGUGGUAGAGCACCAGAUGGCAAGCGGACCAAUUGGGUCAUGCAUGAAUACAGGCUUGUAGAUGAAGAACUGGAGAAAGCAGGAGCAGGAACGGGAAGCUCGCAGGAUGCAUAUGUUUUGUGCAGAGUAUUCCACAAAAGUAAUAUAGGACCCCCGAAUGGACACCGUUAUGCACCGUUUAUUGAGGAGGAAUGGGAUGAUGCUGGAUCAGUUUUGAUUCCUGGAGAAGAGAUUGCUGAUGGUAAAAUAGCUAGUUACGAUGCACAGUCCGAAAGGAACAGCAAUAGUGUCUGUGCUGCUGAGGGUAGUAACAAUGGUGCACGUGACGAAGGGAAGGACGGUAUUCAGGAAAAAACUCAUUUCAUCAGUAAAGAUCCUGUUAUAUCGAAGGAUCCUCCAAGAAACUCUCACAACUUUUUGUUUAUGUGCAAAAGUGAGAACUUGGAGGAUUAUACCCCACCCUCCAUUAUUGCUAAUCCUAAACCCUUCCCGCUAAUGAAGUAUAAACGAAGGCGGCAAAGUGACCUAAGCUCUGAAUUUUCCAAAGGUUCUGAGAACUCAUCCAUGUCAAAUGAAGAGCUCAGCUUAUCUGAAACCGUGACGGAUGUAACGACGACGAGUGCGACAACACCAACAACAAAGAAUUUCCUUUCUACCUUAGUGGAAUAUUCACUAUUAGAAUCUGCAGAACCGAAGGAUACUCCUGCUCCUCCACCUGCAUUAGAAACCUCAGAUCUUAGUUCAUCUGUUCAUCCAAGCAUCCUGAAAUUCAUCCAAGAUUUGCAACAUGAGAUCCACAAGACAUCUAUGGAAAGGGAGACACUGAAGUUUGAGCUGUUGAGCGCUCGAGCCAUGAUUAGUAUCCUUCAAUCCCGGAUUGUCGUGUUGAAUAAGGAAAUUAGUGAUUUGAAGUCGAAGUAUGAUAAUAAUUAAUAUCAUCCUUGAAUCCUGGAUUACCAUGCUGAAUAAGGAGACCGUAACGAUGUCGACAACACCCUAUGGCUAUGCCCUGUAAAUUGUUGCUACCAUUUUGCUCUCUUUGUACUUUAUCGGCAUUCGAAUCCGGGCUGUUGUAGUAGCUACUAAUAUAACUAGUUCAGUUGUCUAAGCAACUAAGCUGUGUUGUAAGAGUAUCAAUUUAGUGAAGCCUUUAAAUUUGGAAGAACUUCAACCCAUGUUAGAACUUCAUGUUAUGCUAUGCCUAAAGACCAUUGAUGAUGUUGUUAACUUCAACUUCUCAGCUGCUGGCAUUUCAUGAAAUAAGGUUGUCUUAACUAUUAAUUUAACCCCCCAUUUCCAGUCA